AUGGCGGCACACUGUCGCUCUCCGCUGCUGCUGCUGCUGUUACCCUUCGUCUGCUCCCUCCGUUUUCCGUCCGUCCUCAGCUCGAAGGCGGUGAGCGGCCCGGCCGAGCCGCCCAACCCCCCCGCGGCCCGGGCCGCCGAGCCCCCGGUCCGGGAUGCACCUGCCGCCGGGGCCUCCCCGCCCCGAAGGACGGCCGGCUGGAGGCUGGCGGAGGAGGAGGCCUGCCGGGAGGACCUGCUCCGCCUCUGCCCCAAGCACACCUGGACCAACAACCUGGCCGUGCUGGAGUGCCUCCAGGACCGCAGAGAGGACACCGACAUCGCUCCCGACUGCAACCAUUUCGAGUCUGUGGCGACAGAAGUCUGCAAGAGCACCAUCUCUGAGAUAAAGGAGUGCAGCCAGGAGGAGCGUGGGCGGGGCUACCUGCUGUCCUGCCUGGUGGAUCACCGUGGCAACAUCAGCGAGUACCAGUGCAACCAGUACGUGACGAAGAUGACCAGCAUCGUGUUCAGCGACUACCGGCUGAUCUGCGGCUUCACCGACAAAUGCAAAGAGGACAUCAACAGCCUGCGGUGCGGCAGCGUCAACGUGGGCCACAAGGACGUCCACUCCCAGGGCGAGGUCAUCGCCUGCCUGGAGAAGGCGCUGGUCCGGGAGGCGGAGCAGCAGGACCCCGUCCGGCCAAUCAGAGAGGAGUGCCAGAAGGCCAUCCUGCGGGUGGCCGAGCUGUCCUCGGACGACUUCCACCUGGACCGCCACCUUUACUUCGCCUGCCGGGACGACCGCGAGCGCUUCUGCCAGAACACUCAGGCAGGAGAGGGAAAAGUCUACAAGUGUCUGUUCAAUCACAAGUUCGAGGAGUCCAUGUCGGAAAAGGACUACCGGGUCAGCUACUCUCUGGCCAAAGCCUGCCGGGCUGACCUGAGGAAGCAGCGCUGCAGCCUGGACAGCAGCCUCCCCCGCGCCCGCGAGGCCCGCCUGUCCUACCUGCUGCUGUGCCUGGAGGCCGCCGUGCACCGCGGCCGGCCGGUGAGCGGGGAGUGUCAGGGGGAGAUGCUGGACUACCGGCGGAUGCUGAUGGAGGACUUCUCCCUGAGCCCGGAGAUCGUGCUGCACUGCCGGGCCGAGAUCGAGGCGCAGUGCUCCGGCCUGCACCGCAAGGGCCGCACGCUGCACUGCCUGAUGAGGGCCGGCCGCGGGGACCGCAGCGCCACGGUGGACAGCGUCUGCCAGAGCGCCUUGCAGACGUUGGUGCAGUCUGCCGACCCCGGCGCCGACUACCGGAUCGACCGCGCCCUGAACGAGGCCUGCGAGAUCCUGUCCUGCCUGAUGGAGCACCUGUACACGGAGAAGAUGGUGGAGGACUGCGAGCACCGGCUGCUGGAGCUGCAGUACUUCAUCUCCAGAGACUGGAAACUGGACCCCACCCUGUACAGGAAGUGCCAGGGGGACGCCGCCCGCCUCUGCCACACGCACGGCUGGAACGAGACCAGCGAGCUGAUGCCGCCGGGCGCCCUGUCCCGGGACUGUAAGGUGGAGGUCCAGCGGAUCCUCCACCAGAGGGCGCUGGACGUGAAGCUGGACCCGGAGCUGCAGCGCCGCUGCCUCACUGACCUGGGCAAGUGGUGCAGCGACAAGACCGACACGGGCCAGGAGCUGGAGUGUCUGCAGGAGCAUCUGGAGGACCUGGUGUCCGGCUGCAAGGACGUCGUGGGCAACCUGACAGAGCUGGAGUCAGAGGACAUCCAGAUCGACGCCCUGCUGAUCCGAGCCUAUCUGAUGGAGUGUCUGGUGCAGAACAAACACCAGAAGGAGAUGAACGACAAGUGCACAGUGGGCGUCACACACUUCCAGCUGAUUCAGAUGAAGGACUUUCGCUUCUCCUACAAGUUCAAGCUGGCCUGCAAGGAGGACGUCCUGCGCCUGUGUCCCAACAUCAAGAAAAAGGUGGACGUGGUCAUCUGCCUGAGCACCACGGUGAGGAACGACACCCUGCAGGAGGUCAGGGAGCAGCGGGUGUCUCUCAAAUGCCGAAAGCAGCUGCGGGUGGAAGAGCUGGAGAUGUCGGAGGACAUCCGGCUGGAGCCGGAGCUGUUUGACCCCUGCAAGUCGGACAUCAGCCGCCUCUGUCCCAACGUGGCCUUCGGGAACGCUCAGCGCUUCUGCACGGAGGCGGACGCCCGGAACGUGCUGCAGUGCCUGAAGCAGAACAAGAACAGCGAGCUGAUGGACCCCAAGUGCAAGCAGACCAUCACCAAGAGGCAGAUCACCCAGAACACGGGAGGACGGACAACCUCAUCCUCAUGCUCCUCCUUUUCCUCCUCAUCCUCCUCCUCCUCCUCAUGCUCCUCCUUUUCCUCCUCAUCCUCCUCCUGA
Messenger RNA from Menidia menidia (Atlantic silverside), 2376 nucleotides. Lineage: Eukaryota; Metazoa; Chordata; Actinopteri; Atheriniformes; Atherinopsidae. The record is from the annotation of a GenBank genome assembly.